Molecule: messenger RNA, 3471 nt
Organism: Monosiga brevicollis MX1
Lineage: Eukaryota; Choanoflagellata; Craspedida; Salpingoecidae
Exons: 9
Coding region: 1-3471 (1156 amino acids)
Biological process (GO): multicellular organism development; positive regulation of kinase activity; protein phosphorylation
Cellular component (GO): signaling receptor complex
Molecular function (GO): transmembrane receptor protein tyrosine kinase activity
Source: RefSeq, a predicted model, not a curated record
AUGGUGUUUGUUUUUUUUUUUUUUGGGGGGGGGGGGGGGGGAAGUCGGCGCUGCUGGAGCUGGCUGAUUCACAGUAGCGACUCGGAGCUUUCACUCACCCGACCACGAACAUUCAUGCCGCCUGUCAGACAACCCGUACGAGAUGACAGCAGAAGUGGGAGAGUGCGUGUUUGGGCCAAUUGGAUCCGCCCCCAGCUGGCGCUGUGGCCGUCUUCGUCUGGCGCUCGACUUGAUCCGACUGGCAGCGACGGGGGUUUGUAUGGGGGUGUAGUGCGCGACAGAUGCAAGCUGUUGGCUCGAGCCACACGAGGAGUUGUAUCUGGAAAAGUCGUAGCCUCGCUAGCAUCCGGCCCUCAAGAGUUUUCGACCAGAUCAGCUCCCAGCAGCAGCAUCAACCACACCACACCAGGUGUGGCGGCACGGGUUGCCGUCGCCGUCGUUCGAGCUAGAUUGACCUUACAACCAACAUGGUCAGCGCAUUCGAUUCAUGAUGGCCGCAAACACCGGUUCUUGGCUGGCCAGUGCCCCUUCCUUUCCGCGCAGUUUAGCGACCGUAAGGUCGUGGCCAUCAAGCGUGACGACAUCAAGCUCUUGACCCUCGACCGCACCGAAGGAUGCUUUGGUUUGUCUCGCAUCCCUUGGCUUUGGCACAAUGUUCGAGCCCUCCCAUGCUCUGACCAUACCCCACUUUGGCAUGGCCUGGCCCUCGUGACCUUAGGCUGGUACAAGGGCCAAUGUCGCCUCCGCUCAGGUGGAGCCGAUGCGGCUUCGCGGGUCAUAGAUGUUGGCGUCAAACUUCUUUCCACUGAUGCAACAGUGUUGCACAUCAAGGCGCUCACCAAGGCAAAAAGUCGUGCAUUGGGAUCUCGCUUCAAGAAACAUCUACCUCAACCCCUCUCUUCAGUGCAAAAUUGCCAAUCUAGGUCGCGAAAAGGUCAGAAGCAAGCUGCAGCAGUAUCUACCAUGCCUCCUGCUGGUUUGUCGAAUGCGACACGCCUCUUUCUCACCAGCCCGGUCCGCACCCAGGCCACCACGGACAAGGCGCCAGAUGGCUUUUAUACUUCGCCGGCCGGUACCUUACUCAUGCGCUGGUCGCCCCCUGAAGUGGGUAUGACCGAGGGCAGUAUUCGUCGCGUCAAUCCAGCCGAGGACCUCUGGUGCUUUGGCUUUUUGUUGUACGAAAUCUACACCAAAGGCCGUAUCCCAUAUGGCAAAAGCACCUGGACAGAUCCACAGCAGUACCUAGAUACCAUGGUCGAAAUGCAGGAAGGCGGUAUUCUGCCUCAGCCUGAAGUUUGCCCAGACGAUGCCUACUCGAUCAUGGUUGACUGUUGGUCGCACGAUCCCAAAGACCGCCCCACUUUUGCCUCGGUCGAGUCUCGUCUGAGUUCUGCAGAUGCUUUUACGGAGCUCGAGCAGGUGCUCGCGAGUGUUGCAUCAGCGGCAAUCAUGGAUGGCUUUGAAGCAAGCAAAGUAACUUCACCUGAGCCCAAGCGCAGCCCAACGCCUGGCGGUGCACGCGAUCACAUUGUGCCACCGCAGGCACCCGCGUCAAUUGGUUGGGCCGCUGACAAUCACAACCAGGAUGACUUUGACCCCUUGCAAGUCGAUCUUGACCUGUUUGAAACGUCGCCCGAUGAACACCAGGUCGUUGAUUUGAGCCCGGAGGUUGAUGAAGCGGCUAUGCGCUCACCCACACCACAAAAGUCUCUGAACGUGGAUCAGGCCAACGAUUUGAUUUCGGCCCUCAUCACACAACAAGACGUAACGGGCUUUCCCGACGAAGCCAUAUCACCACGUAGCAGCGUUUCACCUCUCGACAAGGAUAUGGAUGAUGACCUGGAUGACUCUGCUGAUCGCCGAGGCAGCAAGCUCUCUAACCGCAGCGUCUCCUUUGCCGACGAAGUCACCGUGAUUCGGGGACAAGAUAAGAAAAACAAACAAGGUGCCCCCGCCACGGCAGCUCCGAAGCCAGCCCUCCCCACCAUGCCGGAGAGGAAGGCCGAAGGUGCUGUGUCGUCCCAAAAUGGACCCCGAAAUCUCAAGAAGCGACCGACACCCUUUGCCAGCAAUCGACCUCGCCUCAGUGCAGAGGACGAUAUGAAGGCCACCAAACCAUUGACUUCGCAUGGUGCACAAAGUUCCCCGCCUGUAGUCCCAGCGGCUUCACCCGCUCUGGAUACAGACAUUCCACCUCCGCCGCCCACAGCCCAAGAGUUAUUACAGUCAGCCAAGCCCACGGUACGGGGCAGUGCUGCAGCUCGCGCUCGCGCGGCCGCUCAAUCUGCUUCAUCGACAUCAUCGGCGUCCACGCCAGAGCGCGUAACUUUUCGACCCUCGGCAGCAGCGCGCGCACAUGCGCGACAAGCUGCCCGUCCACGCGAUUCCUUUCCAUCUUUUGCAUCGGCCAAUGCAACCUACUCGCGCCUGGCCGAAACCGCACCGGCAGCCGCUGGUCAGCCCCUACCUCCUCGCAUGUCGGGGGAUUACGGCUUUGGGUCCGCGUUGGAACAAAUGCCCACAUCUCAGUCUACUAAACCCCUGCACCCUGCCAAGGAGGCCCCGAUGCCUGUCCAGUCCGCACACCCGGCGACACACGCGUCCGCCGCACCAGCCCAUAUGCUCUACCCUCCCCUGAAUGCUGCGCAAGAGCAGCAAAUGCAGAAUGAGUGGCAGCGUCAACGAGCUGCGCCCCCCUCCUCCUCGGGCUCACUGUUGGGACCUCAAGUUCAUACCACGUCACGUCUUCUGCACGAAAACGCCACACUGCGGGCUGACCUCAUCGCCAUGCGUAAUGCGGUGGCCGAGGCCUUGGAUCUUGCUGAGCAAAAACGCCAGGAGCGUGAGGCCCAGUUGCAGGAGAUUCAGUUUCAACAGUCCGCACUGGCACAGCAAGCGCAGGCUUUGGCUGCUCAGGAGCAGGCGUUGCGUAAUCGCCACGCUCAAGCGCAGCAGCGCUCCUCGCAACUUCAAGCUCUAGCAAGCAGUAUGGGGGGUCCUGCGCCGUCCAUUCAACCCAACAUGCAUCAGUAUGCGCGCGGACUCGGCCCUGACGCGGAUUAUGCCCCAGAGGUGUAUGAUGUCAAUGCUUCAUCAACCCAGCCAUCACGUGCGGUGCUAAACCACCAUCACGGGGCUGACCUGAUCUCGGCCGCUGAAUUGCAGUCCAAUUUCGAACGCAAACUUUCCAUGCCGCCAGCGCCAGCCCACGCGCGUGCACGAGGAUCCUCGAUUGACUUUGGCUUUCCUGACGAAGCGCAGCGACGUCGAUCAACGCAGUAUGGCUUUGAACCCAAUUACAGCCAGGGCCAAGAUCGCGCUGGCCCAGGCAACGAUGAGGGCGAAUACUUGGAUGUUGAGGACGACGGUGCUGAUGAUGCUUCGGAUGGAUCAAACUACCGGCACCCGCUCAACUCACAGGUAAAACGCUGCCUCACUUUGCUGAUGCUGUCGCGGCACCACACUUUUUAA